Molecule: messenger RNA, 1038 nt
Organism: Impatiens glandulifera
Lineage: Eukaryota; Viridiplantae; Streptophyta; Magnoliopsida; Ericales; Balsaminaceae
Product: probable CCR4-associated factor 1 homolog 11
Exons: 1
Coding region: 141-953 (270 amino acids)
Cellular component (GO): P-body; CCR4-NOT core complex; CCR4-NOT complex
Molecular function (GO): nucleic acid binding; poly(A)-specific ribonuclease activity
Source: RefSeq, a predicted model, not a curated record
CUCUCUAAACUGCUUUGCUUAGGCCCUAUCGCCAUCAUCGAAUCAAAUCUUCUUCCUCCGGGGGCUGGUUUCCUCGUAUCCAAAUUAUUGUUGUUGUUAUCAUUUCAAGACUGGAGAUUUGAGGCUAUACAUUCGAGAUCAUGGAACCAAAACCCAUCGUAUUACGAACAGUAUGGGCUCACAAUCUCCAGUUAGAAUUCGAGGUUAUCAGAACGAUAAUCGAUCGUUAUCCAUUCGUUUCAAUGGAUACCGAGUUCCCCGGGGUCGUCAUUCGAUCCGCCCUCGACAAUAACCGCUAUCAGAACGAUCCUAUCACCAACUACCAAUCGCUCAAGAAGAACGUCGAUAUGCUCAACAUCAUUCAGAUCGGAAUCACAUUGUCUGACUCCCAUGGAAACCUCCCAGAUCUCGGUUCCGAUAAUUCCUAUGUCUGGGAAUUCAAUUUCCAGGACUUCGAUGUUUCGUGUGAUGCCUACGCUCCCGAGUCCAUCGAUCUGCUGAUACGGCAGGGAAUCGAUUUCAAGAAGACCAGAGAAUACGGAAUCAAAUCCGCAGAUUUCGCCGAGCUGAUGAUGUCGUCAGGGCUUGUCUGUAAUGAAUCGGUGAGCUGGGUGACGUUUCACAGCGCGUACGAUUUCGGUUAUCUCAUCAAGGCCUUGACUCAAUGUCCCCUUCCUGAAGAUCUGCCCCAGUUUAUGUCUUUGUUAAAGAUAUUCUUUGGUUCUAUGGUUUACGAUGUCAAGCAUCUGAUGAAGUUCUGCGAGCACCUCCACGGUGGGUUAGAGAGUGUUGCUACGAGUCUGGCGUUGAAACGGGCGGUUGGAAAGUCCCAUCAGGCUGGUUCUGAUAGCAUGCUAACAUGGUGUGUCUUCCAGAGGAUUCGAGAUUUUCAUUUGAUCAAUGAGGGUGCUGAGAAGUAUACAGGUGUUCUAUAUGGUUUAGAGUUUUCUUAAACUUUGCUAGCUUGUAUAGAACAUUACAUCAAUAAUUUGUCCAUGUUUUCUUAUUAUUAAUAGAGCAGUUUUUCUUAUUUAUUCA